Messenger RNA from Rhinichthys klamathensis goyatoka, 659 nucleotides. RefSeq lists its product as uncharacterized. The transcript is spliced from 2 exons. The record is from RefSeq and is a predicted model, not a curated record. Gene Ontology annotation, cellular component: endoplasmic reticulum. Bases 22 to 654 code for a protein of 210 amino acids. Gene Ontology annotation, biological process: sterol biosynthetic process. Lineage: Eukaryota; Metazoa; Chordata; Actinopteri; Cypriniformes; Leuciscidae. Gene Ontology annotation, molecular function: sterol 24-C-methyltransferase activity.
UUGUUUUCUGUGUGUCUAGAAAUGCUGUCUAACAAAGUGGGCAAACAGCUGGGUCACCCCACGUAUUCUUUAUCUGGAUGGUUGGUGACCAAAUUCCUUAAAUGGCACAAUCAGAUUUUGGAGGAGAAUGCAGUGAAAUUGAGCAACAUACAACCCAACGACACAGUGCUGGAGCUGGGUCACGGGCCGGGCUUCGGUCUUCAGGAGGCCUCGCAGCUCCUCAUGGGCCCGAGAGGGAAACUGCUGGGUGUGGACUACUCACAAUACAUGCAUCAGAUGGCCAGCAAGCGCAUGGAGGAGCAGAUCUCCAGAGGAAAGGCUGUGUUGUAUUACAGUGAUUUGGUGGCCAUGCCGAUAGAGGAAAACACUGUUGACAAGGUGUUUCACUGUAACUGUUAUUACUUCUGGCCGGAUCUCAAAGCGGGAGCGAAAGCGAUCCACAGAGUGAUGAAACCAGGUGGAAUUAUGGUCACAACUCUCAGACUAGGCAGUAUUACCAAAGCAGCUUCUAUGGGAGUGCUCACUGGAGACAAAUGGAGACCUGAGGUCUACAUGGAAGCGCUGGAGUCCUCUGGGUUCACAGAUGUGCGAAUGGAGAACAAAAUGGAGAAACUCAUCAAAUUUCAAGCUAUUUUUGCCACUGCUGUGAAAUGAAAUUC